Messenger RNA from Ceraceosorus guamensis, 1125 nucleotides. RefSeq lists its product as hypothetical. The transcript has a single exon. Bases 1 to 1125 code for a protein of 374 amino acids. Lineage: Eukaryota; Fungi; Basidiomycota; Exobasidiomycetes; Ceraceosorales; Ceraceosoraceae. The record is from RefSeq and is a predicted model, not a curated record.
AUGAAGAUGCUAGGCAUUUCCGUAGAGAGGGUCAAACUUGCAGUCUUGGUGGCAGUCCAGGAGCUGAACUCAGGCUUUGGACUGCCAGAGCUGUACGCUUUUGAAGCCUUUUGCAUUAGUGUUUGCGGUGUGUACCACCUUGCCAACAUGCAAAAAGGCCACAGGGCACCAAAGCAAAAUUCCAAAUCAAGCAGACUGGCAGAGGCUCCAAUGGGCAAACAGGUCAGCUUGAUCAAGUUUGUGGGCGCAAACAACCACACUCUGCAAAAGGAAUGGCGCUGCCUUGUCUUUUCCCCACCCCUCUUGCGCCCACGCGUUGUGGUGCUGUGGGAAGGUGCGGUGGGAGAGACAAUUCAGACGGAGACAGAGGCAAGAUUGCAAUGCAAAUUGGCUGCAUGCAAGGUGGUGGUCAGAUCACCCUACGUCAUUGGGGCAGAGACACUGCAAGAGUGGCUGGCUAAUCCACGCACUUCCAUUGUUGCUAUUGGUGACGGUGCAUAUCAUAUGCUGUCGUACAGGCUAGAGUGUCAGCAUGCCAAGGUGAUUGUGCACCCGCACUUCGACACGCUCGGGCGCACCUUUUCUUGCCCAAACCCAUCUGAGCCGCGCUUGCACCCCAUCAACGUGGUGCCAAAUGUGCUGAGCAUCAAGACUGGCAGCUCAAGAACGCCGCUCAUCACCACGCUCCGCUUGGUCAUGGCAAAGCACGAACAUCCUUCUGCGCGCGCCUGUAUUGUCCUGACCUGCAUCAGGGCCGCAGCAUUGCUCUCUGCAAUGCAGGGCUUGGAGGCACAGAGGCAGGAACAGUGCCAGAAGCUAGCAACCAGCUACCUCUGCGGCACAGGAACACACCCAGCAGGGGAUGGUGUGAUCAAGGUGAGUGUGGAAGAGGCAGAAGGGCUGGGCAGGUGCGCAAUGUUCUAUGGGCGCUGCAGGAACCCGUGCCCCUUGCCGUUGGAUGUUGAAGGCGAAGAUGCAAAGCUGGACAGCGUAUUUUUAAUGCUCAAAGUCUGGAAGGAUGGGACUUUUUGCGACCCCAGUGGCAUGUUUGCGCUGUCCAGCAUUGCUGAGCAAGCAUUCAAUGUGGACCCCAUGGACAUCGACCUGCUCAGCACAAGCAAUUGA